AUGGACGUCUAUUAGGAGCUACGAGCAUUUCCAAGUACUGUUAAAUCAACACUGUUUCGCGUGUUUUUUAAUGUCUUAUAUUUAGCGAUGAUAGAAUAAUGAUAGAAGUAGAAUAGUCAACCAUCUCUAGCUGCAUAAUUAUGUUGACGCGUCGAGAUUAACUUGUUAUGCACAGUCUGGACAUCAGCUGUGCAUUCUGAGUAUCGUGCAGAAGGGGUUCGAUGAGUUGGUCAGCAUGCGGGUGUUGCUUUUGAAGGAGCCCAGAGAUGGGGAGGCUGGACCUGAUCCGUAUAUCCAGGAGUUGGCAGCCCGUGGGCAUGAAGCAACCAUGAUCCCAGUUCUGUCCUUUAAGUUUGUCUCGUUAAACAACUUGUCGGACAAGCUGUUCCAACCAGACAAACAUGGGGGUCUUAUCUUCACCAGCCCCCGAGCAGUCGAGGCCGUGAAGAUGUGCGUAGAAGCGGAAGGACGGGGAGAAGAAUGGCGUUUGAUAAAGGACAAGUGGAAUGCUAAGUCUGUAUAUGUGGUUGGCAAAGCAACAGGUGAUUUGGUCCGACAGCUGGGUCUGAAACCUCUGGGAGAGGACAGCGGCACUGCGGACGUCCUGUCCCGUCUCAUCAUCCAACGAGAGAACGCAUUCCUUUUACCACUCUUCUUCCCCUGCGGCUCCAUCAAGAGAGAGGUGCUGCCCACGGCGUUAAGAGACAACGGAGUGCCUCUGGAGACGCUGACUGUCUAUCAAACCGCGGAGCAUCCAGACCUCCAAGAGAGUCUCACCAGCUACUUCACUCAGAAGGGAACUCCAGCCAGCAUUGCCUUUUUCAGUCCAUCGGGAGUGAAGUUCUGCCUGGAAACCGUGCGAGAGCUAUCCAGUGAACGUCUGACCCGGAUCAAGUUUGCAGCCAUUGGACCGACCACAGCGGACGCCAUGACGGCGGAGGGCCUCUGCGUUAGCUGUUCUGCCGACAAGCCGAGUGCUACCGGGCUAGCCGCAGCGAUAGCUAAGGUGCUACUGUGACGUCAACACCCCUCAGUCCAUUCAACAUGCACAUACUUUCCCUCGUCGCCUGUGAGUUCUUUUACCCAUGUUGCAGGGGACCUAAUCAAAUGCUGUUCAGUGUAUGUUUGCGAUUCAAUAGGAGCUAUUUAUAAUAGGGUAGUCGAUCAUGAAUGUAUUGUUAUAUUUAUGCAUAGAUAUUUAAGCGUUUCGCAAAAAAUAAAUGUGAUUCAAAAGCUGCCACUGUUUUUGUAUUGAUUCAGUUUUCAAAGUAAUUAUUUUCAAAUAAGAACCUGAAGAAGCAGAUCCUCUUUGAUAUUUAAUGUCUCAUCUAAUAUAUACUAGUAUGGUUGUCAAGAUAAACCGAUCACGCAGCACCUUUUUGGCACUAAAUAAACAUCAUGACAUGAGCAUGAUUUCACCACAGUGUGUGUAAGUUUUCAAU
Messenger RNA from Gadus chalcogrammus (walleye pollock), 1442 nucleotides. It is a transcript of the gene uros, whose product is annotated as uroporphyrinogen III synthase. Lineage: Eukaryota; Metazoa; Chordata; Actinopteri; Gadiformes; Gadidae. Bases 236 to 1018 code for a protein of 260 amino acids. The transcript is spliced from 10 exons. Gene Ontology annotation, molecular function: uroporphyrinogen-III synthase activity. Gene Ontology annotation, biological process: uroporphyrinogen III biosynthetic process. The record is from RefSeq and is a predicted model, not a curated record.